This is a messenger RNA of Sphaerodactylus townsendi, 3400 nucleotides long. RefSeq names its product four and a half LIM domains 1 (gene FHL1). Gene Ontology annotation, biological process: muscle organ development. Gene Ontology annotation, molecular function: transmembrane transporter binding. The record is from RefSeq and is a predicted model, not a curated record. Bases 175 to 1020 code for a protein of 281 amino acids. The transcript is spliced from 7 exons. NCBI's taxonomy places the organism in Eukaryota, Metazoa, Chordata, Lepidosauria, Squamata, Sphaerodactylidae.
UUUGUUUCCACAGUCCCUCCCUUGUCUCCUGUAUGCAGCAGCUGCUCCAGAGUCUCUCUCCUGGGUAUCGCCGGUCAGAGGAUAACCAGAGCCUGGCUCUUGAUCCUGUCCUGCUCUUAAUAUUCAGUUCUCUGUGUGACUCAAGGAGGGCCCGGCAGUUAUACUGUGGGGACCAUGUCAGAACGCUUUGACUGCCACUAUUGCCGUGACCCACUGCAAGGGAAGAAGUAUGUGCAGAAGGAAGGGCGCCACUGCUGUGUCAAAUGCUUUGAGAAGUUCUGCGCAAACACCUGCGCUGAGUGCCGAAAACCCAUCGGAGCUGAUUCCAAGGAGCUGCAUUUCAAGAACCGCUACUGGCACGACAGCUGCUUCCGCUGCUUCAAGUGCUACACGUCUCUGGUGAAUGAGCCCUUCAUGCUGAAGGAGAACAACAAGGUGUGGUGCAACAAAUGCACCACCCUGGAGGAGGCGCCCCGCUGCAAGGGAUGCCUGAAGCCCAUUGUUGCAGGUGAUCAGAAUGUGGAGUACAAGAAGACCGUUUGGCACAAGGACUGCUUCACCUGCAGCCAGUGCAAGAGCGUGAUUGGCACAGCCAGCUUCUUCCCCAAAGGAGAUGAAAUCUUCUGUGUCUCCUGCCAUGAGCAUAAGUUUGCCAAGACCUGCGUGAAGUGCAAGAAUGCUAUCACUUCUGGAGGAGUUUCCUAUGAGGAUCGGCCUUACCACGCAGAGUGUUUUGUGUGCGCCACUUGCACGAAGAAGCUGAGUGGCCAGCGGUUCACGGCUGUGGACGAUAUGUACUAUUGUGUUGACUGUUACAAGAACUUUGUUGCCAAGAAGUGUGGUGGCUGCAAGAACCCCAUCACAGGUUUCGGGAAAGGCUCCAAUGUGGUCAGCUACGAAGGUCGAUCCUGGCACGAUUAUUGUUUCAACUGCAAAAAAUGCUCCGUCCCGCUGGCUAACAAGCGUUUCGUCUUUCAAAACGAGCAAAUUUACUGCCCUGAUUGUGCCAAGAAGCUGUAAGGGGUGAUCACUGGGAUGCCAUCUGGGGCCUUUGCUGCAGUCAGUUUUGAACCCGACCCUCCGAUAUGAUGUGUUGCCUGGCUGUGGAUUUUGCAUUGUAGAGGCCCUCUCAUACUUGCUUUCAUAGAAAAUGUAGGGUGAUCUCUUCUCUCUACCUCUUCCUGCCUUCUCCCUGAUGCAUGCUAGUGGGGUUAAAUAAAGCCUCUGUUGUAACAUCUUAGUUGCAGAUAACUUUGCUUUCGUGCCCUUCUUAAGAUGCCACCUGAAGUUCAUGGUAGAGCCUUGCCUAUCUAAAUAUACUUUAUUGCCUGUUCUGCAUGAUUGCUGAGCAAAGGCGACCAGCACGGAUGAAGAACUAACAGUAAAAAGUGGGUGGAUUCACAUGGCUGCUUUUCAAGAGGACUUGCCGGUCUCCCUUCAUGGGGCCGUUCCUUAGGGGAGCCUGCCUUUCCAGUAUUGCAGACCCCAGGCCCUUUACCAUAAACCAAACCUUUAUUUUUAAAGUGGUGUUGGUCUUUCCUUUUUUUGUGCAUAUUCCUGUUGAUUGUCUAGAACCCCUUUCUAGUUACCACAAAACUGUAACACACUGAUUUCCAGAUAAGUAUAUGAUUGUAAUAUGUUCCUUGUUUCAAAAACAUUCCUGUUCUGCGAAGUAGAGGUGCUGUUUCUAAGGAACAGACUCUCCACUUUAUAUAAACAUCCUGCUCUUGCAGUGAUGAACCCCAGUAUCUCUAUCGUCAUCAUUAAUGUUUUUGUUUUUACAGAGUCUCUCAAAAGUCUCCCUCCAUCCAAGGUACUUCAUGUUAUGAGCUGUUGUUGCUGUCACCAUCUCCUUUCCUUACUACUAAUUUUGUCCCCAGUAGGAGAAUUAUGGGGAAGAUUUCUCAGGAGAGCCUUCUGGCUUGCACUGUGGUAAUCUUUCUGCUCCUAUCUCCUUACUCAUCCCUUGCUCUCAUUGCCAAACAGAUACCGUAAGAAGCAUUUUUCUAGAGCUUGUACAUUUACCAGGAAAAUGAAUUCUUUCUAACUCAAUUUCUUAUGGUACAGAGAGCUAAGGGGGAAAAAGGAUAGCUAAAAGUAGAGAGCCAGUGUGGUGUAGUGGUUAAGGUAUCAGACUAGGAUCUAGAAUACCUGGUCUGCAUCCCAACUCUGCCAUAGAAACUGGGAGGCCUUGGGCUGGUCACAUACUCUCAUCCCUGACCAUGGGUAGUAUUUGGAUGGGAGACCUCCAAGGAAUACCAAGGGCAUGAUGACACAGAGGCAGGCAAUGGAAAAGCAUCUCUGAAUGUCUCCUGCCUUGAAAGCCCUAUGGGGCCACCAUUAGUAAACUGUGACUUUACAGCAAUAAAUAAAUACAUUAAAAAGUCAGUUUCUAGUUGCCUACACAUUUAGAAACUCCAAGAGAUCAUUAAAUGCUUACUGAGCUUCAUCUCAGGUCCCAGGAAGGUUAUAUUUCACCCCACCUCACAUCACACUUUAUGAACCCUUCUCCUCUCCACAAUAGGCACCUUGUAGGUGAGUGUGAGAGAGUUCUGAGAGAACUGUGACUAGCCCAAGGUCACCCAGCAGGCUUCGUGUGUAGGUGUGGGGGAAACAAACCUGGUUCACUGCCACUCUUAAUUACUACACCACACUGGUGAAUUGCCUGGGCUGAGUUAAGAGGCAAUUAGUGCUUCCUGAUGGAAUCAGAGCAGAGGACCACAUCAUUUUUUUGCCUACUAUAAUGAUUUAAAACACAAACAUAUAGGUAGCUUAAAAAGAUGAUGUUCAUCACAUUUCCUCCCAGAUCCUGUUACCUUUGAGCAACCUAAAGAGUCCUUGAUUUCAGCAUGCCUUCAACACCCCCACCCCCCGGCCGAUUUGCUAGAUGAAAGGUAAAUAGGGCAAGCUAAUUUACUUAUGGGAUUAUGUCAAUCACCUGGUCAGCACCUUGCAGGGGAUAAAACAAAAUGGCCAUUUGACUCCACUCUCCAUGGAAACCAGAUUAAGUAUAAUGCUUCUAUUAAGCAUGCCUUCCUAAUAAUCCAUAGACAGCCAGUAGGGACAUUAAGCAUAUUUCUUUACUAUUGGAAAAUACAGGAUAGCAAUUGUAUUAGUAGUACUCAGCUUUAAGUGGUGCCUGCCCUUUAUGGCUGUCAUUAGAAUAACCUAGCCUUAAACAUAUUUAGGAAGCUUACUCAUUUAACUUUGCUGGGUGGCCUGCCUGACUAUAGUUUUUGUACUUCUGCAGAGGCUUUUGUCAUUCAUGUUCUGUACAAGCUGAUUGCCUGGAUAGCUUGCUGGAAAUAGGAGGAUACUGUGCAGGUGGAAUAGAGGAGGGUGGUGUGGUUGCAACUAUAUGUUAUCCCACGGCAUUUCCUCAAAUAAACAGUUCACUGCU